Saccharomyces paradoxus is the source of this 1746-nucleotide messenger RNA. RefSeq names its product Psp2p (gene PSP2). The transcript has a single exon. The coding region runs from base 1 to 1746 and encodes 581 amino acids. The record is from RefSeq and is a predicted model, not a curated record. NCBI's taxonomy places the organism in Eukaryota, Fungi, Ascomycota, Saccharomycetes, Saccharomycetales, Saccharomycetaceae.
AUGUCCCUAGAAGAGUUUCUAGGAAAUGACACUUUAGGCGAGUCAGUAUGGGAUGAGGAAGAUAUUAACUUGGAUGCUAUAAGCAACACUACGAAUAUCGAUAUUUUGAAACAAACUAAGGCAGGCAGCGAGCAUCAACGUGAUGGUCACCAACAGAACCCACAAGGUAGCCAUGGACCCAUGAACAGAUCACGCUUUUCUAAUUCAGGUCCUUUUGGUGGUAGUGGCAUGGGGGAUUUUGCAAAUCAUCACCACCCACUGCAGCAUCAGCAAGGCCCUCCUUAUAUUGUUAAGUUUUCUGAUUUACCACCGAGAUUUUCCAACUUUGACAUUGAAGACCUUUUCCAGGCAAAGUUUACUAAAUUCAUUAAGUUUAAACUGUUUUGGGAGGUAAAUAAAAACCCCAGUAUUUCUACUUUGAAAUCAGGGUCAGCCUUCGAUCAAAAUUUUAAACGUGACUCCAAGGUAGCAUUUGUCGAGUUAUACACAUCUCGUGAUAUGGACAAGAUUUUGAACUAUUGGACCGCGCCUCUGAAGGAAAUUUAUCACAUUACCACAGCACCCGCAGAAUUCGACGAUUUCAAAGAUUAUAGCACGAAGGUGAAAUUGUUAACGGAUCCUAAAGAUGAUGCCGGUAAACCAUUCAUCACCAAGAAACAGAGAUCAAAAUCCAAUCCUUUUGGAAGCGCCAAACCAGUUGAUACGCAAUCGAAGAUUUUGGAUAUUGAAGAAAAAAUGGAAAAUCUACAUGUAGAAGAUACAACGACUCUGAGGGCAUCAUUGAUUCCUAGUAGUGAUUCUGCGGCGACUACCGCGGCUGGCAGCAAGAUCACAAUCCUGAAAAAGCAAACAUCUACAGAGGAGGAAUCACAUUCUGCAACCCCAACCCCCAAGCCUUUAAGUUACUCCGAAGCAGUGGAGAGAUCUGCGGUUAAUGAAACUUCCAAGAAAGGAACUCCGUUAAGCAAGCUUGGUUCACCAAUUCUUGAAUUACAAUCUAAGGCCGAUAAAUCAGAAGAGUUCAAAGGAGGGGAUGAGCAAGGCUUUGAGAAAUGUGAUGAUGAUAAAACUCAAACAGAUGUCUCAAGUGAUAAAGAUAAAGCCGCAGAAACAGAUACUGAUAAACAAUUCACUUUCAAGAAUGUGGAAAGAGAACAUAAUACGGGUAGGGCCAAAUAUAACGGGAACCAUAACAACAAUAAUGGCAAUUUUAGAGGAAGUAAUAGAUAUCGUGGAGGCUCCAAUAGCAGCAAUUAUAAAGGUGCGCAUAACAAUCGUGGUAAUCGCGGCGGAUAUCGCGGUGGCAGCUCAUACAACAACAACAAUAACAACAACACUAAUGAUAAUAAUAAUAAUAAUAAUAAUAAUAACAAUAAUAAUAAUAUUAAUGGUUCGAGAUAUCAUGAUCGACAAAACAAUGAAGAUGGGGUAAACUCAGAUUCAUCCUCAGAUGCCUCAGGAAACAAAAAGAAUGAUUUUACGAACUCAGCAUCCAAUACACAACAAUAUUCCAUCUUCAAACCAGCAAGUGGAUUCCUUGGUCAAAGUAAUAAUGAUUCUAUGAGGAACAAUGGACGUGGUAACUAUAACAGCAGCGGUAUGAACGGAGGUUCGAGAGGAAGGGGAUUUAGUAGAGGAAGAGGAUUUGGUAGAGGUACAUAUAACAAUCGUGGCAGUCGCGGUGGACGUGGAGGCAGCGGUAACUACUCCAAUUACAACGCUAGAACAACAGACAUGUCUUUAUGA